AUGAUCUUCAUUGAUCAACCCACCACAACCGGGUUCUCCUAUACAAUUCCGAUUCCGGCAUACCAAGACGACCAAGGCUAUAUUAUCCAGCUGCCCAACGCAACGUGCCCAGAUUAUGCCCAGCAAUAUGGCACAUGCGGCACGUACUCCAAGGCCGAUAUUGCUUUGGUUCCCAACUCGACAGCUAAUGCGGCCCCUAAUAUGUGGAAGACCCUACAGGGCUUCAUGGGUGCAUUCCCACAGUACUCAAAGAGCGGUUUCAAUUUUGCGACUGAGAGUUAUGGAGGUCACUAUGGCCCAAUCUUCAACACGUACUUCUUAGAACAAAACGCGAAGAAGAUUGCCGGCGCCGUCGACAUCGAGCUUGAAAAUGUAUUCAUCGGAAAUGGCUGGUUCGAUCCUUUGAUCCAGUACCAGGCUUACUACAAUUUCUCCGUGUUUCCCGGCAACACAUAUGACUACGAUCCAUACAAUGCAUCCAUCAAAGCGGAAUGGUACAACAACCUCUAUGGAGAGGGGAACUGUGUCGACCAGACUUUGGAAUGCUAUGCCACCGGUCGCAAUGACAUCUGCUCAGCGGCAGAUGAUUUUUGUGCUGAAAAGGUGGAGGAAAUGUACGACAUCUACUCUGGUCGGGAUGAGUAUGAUAUGCGAGAACUGAGUUCUGAUCCGUUCCCGUACGAGUUUUAUGUGGAUUAUCUUAAUUCACCGACAGUUCAGGCAGCCAUCGGUGCAUACCAGAACUUUUCCGAAUCAUCCAAUACUGUUGGGACUAGCUUUGGAAGUACGGGUGACGAUGACCGGAUGGAUGGGACGAUAGGGGAUGUGAAGAAGUUGAUUGACUCCGGCGUACAGGUUGUGAUGUACUUUGGUGAUGCUGACUUCAACUGCAAUUGGCUAGGAGGCCAAGUCAUUGCCAAAGAAAUUAACGCCCCAGGUUACGAAGAGGCAGGUUUCGUUAAUCUCACUACUUCCGAUGGGAUUGUUCAUGGUCAAGUUCGACAGAGCGACUUGUACACGUUUGUGCGCAUCUACGAAUCUGGACAUGAGGUCCCCUUUUAUCAGCCGCUGGCCGCGUUGGAAUUCUUUGAGAGGGGACUUGCUAGAAAGGAUAUUGCAACUGGAAAGACCAAGAUGACACAGCAUGGAGGCUAUCGCACCAAGGGACCCCCUACGAGUGACUUCCGGGAGGGCAAUGGCACGAUAGUCUAUGUCAAUCUUCCGAGCGAUGCUACUUAUAACACAACACUCAACGGCCCUAACCCGUAG
Messenger RNA from Penicillium verhagenii, 1269 nucleotides. RefSeq names its product Peptidase S10 serine carboxypeptidase. Gene Ontology annotation, molecular function: serine-type carboxypeptidase activity. Bases 1 to 1269 code for a protein of 422 amino acids. The record is from RefSeq and is a predicted model, not a curated record. Gene Ontology annotation, biological process: proteolysis. The transcript is spliced from 4 exons. Gene Ontology annotation, cellular component: fungal-type vacuole. Lineage: Eukaryota; Fungi; Ascomycota; Eurotiomycetes; Eurotiales; Aspergillaceae.